GAAAAAAAAAACUCUUCAAGGUACUGUAUGUGUGUGUCAUGUUUUUAAGCUGAUCCGACUGAGUGAGCUCACCUCAGAGUACAAGACUGUGGCAGAUUACGUGAGCCAUGAUGGUCUCCUAUCCAAAUCCAUCGUAUCAAUAAGCAGAAUACAGAAUCUGGAACUCUGGGAAAUAUACUGCAGGAAAAAGAGACAGCUUAUGAAAAUUAAAAGCGUCCAAAAUAUUCCUGAAAGGCGCCUUUUCCACGGGACCGACACUAAAAACGUGGACAGCAUCUGCAAGUAUAACUUUGACUUACGGAUGCCUAAGAAGAACGGAAGAACAUUUGGUAACGGUAUAUACUUUGCCAUCCAUGCAGCAUAUGCAGACAACUACAGUACCAACAGCACACCUGAUGGAAACACUAAAAGCAUAUUUCUUGCUCGGGUGAUGGUUGGGAAAUUUAAACUUGGAAAACAAGAUUUACUUAAGCCAGACGAUGAAAACGCAUUUGACAGUUGUGUGAAUGAUGCCAAUAAUCCCACAAUAUUUAUUAUAUUUGAUCCCAAUCAAGUAUACCCGGAAUAUCUUAUAAAGUACCAAUAACCUCACUCAACAUCAGUCAAUCUAUGUGGACGACAAAAAAUCUGUUGAAUAAAUAAAUAAAUUAAUUAAUUUGUUUGAGAAAGCUUUUUUUAGAGUAACAUUCCAUUUGAAGCCAACAGAGAAUUUAAAAUAUCCAAUAAUCUAAUUUAUUACAUA
Poecilia latipinna (sailfin molly) is the source of this 742-nucleotide messenger RNA. Its product is annotated as poly [ADP-ribose] polymerase 11-like. The annotation marks the transcript as partial. Gene Ontology annotation, cellular component: nucleus. Gene Ontology annotation, molecular function: NAD+ poly-ADP-ribosyltransferase activity. The transcript has 3 exons. The record is from RefSeq and is a predicted model, not a curated record. Lineage: Eukaryota; Metazoa; Chordata; Actinopteri; Cyprinodontiformes; Poeciliidae.